GUUCUGAUUUAGACAUCCAUAGCAUCGCAGCGUUAGUCCGUAAAAUGCCACACGAUUCCAUGCUGAUUAUGCUGCGACAGACUAACACAACCACCCCUCUGAAGUAUUUUUUUAAAAUUAAAACGCUUGCAACUAUCCUAAAACUUAAAGUCUCUUCUCUAUUCCACCAGAAUAGGUUGCUUGAAGAUUAGGAGAUCAAGUCCGCAUCGCUUUAGUGUUUCACAGGUCGACUUCACGCGUCCAUGACAUAAACGUCCCGCCUUUUUUCCAUCUCUAACUCGAAUUGCACGCCCCUCUUCGCUUGUUUGCAAAUAAGAUUCGAGGCAAAGAAGUGCAACCUCCGCCUUUUCGUCCUCCAGCAUUGGUUUAGAAAGGGAGCCAAUCAGUAGUUUUAGCAUCUCAACACGAGGAGCAACAGCCAAUCAGGAAUGAGGUUAAUGAUUUAAAAGAAUCCGGUGGAGAAAGCUGCGUUGUAGGUUUCAGACGAAGUGGGUGUGGAGGGGUCAUUUGAUGCCAUAGGAAUGGCAACACACAUCUUCAUAGACAAAGAGAAUGGAGAGACUGGCACCACCGCUGCUACUAAGGACCGGCUAAAACUGCUAUUGGCACCUUCGAAAAGUUUUGUUGAAAGGUCUCAUCCUAAAACCCCUCUUGUUGGAAGGACAGCUAAUGUGAAUCUAACAGAAUCUCAAUCAGUCAGGAAGGCUCUGGGAAGUCUGAACAGGCCCCUAGCAACAACAAAGAGUCAGUUCCCUAAAGGAAAAAAGUUCUUGUUGAAAAAGGCAAAUGGAAAUGCAAGCAGAGCUGAAGACAACAGCAUGGUUCCUGAAGACUGCCCAGAGAAGGAAAAUCUUUUUUCUUAUAAUCCUCUAGAUUUUGAGAGUUUUGAGGUUCCUGAAGAGCACCGGCUGAGCCAUAUGUCAUUGACUGGAGUCCCUCUUAUGACAUUUGAAAGUGCACCUGACAGAUUUGCAAGCACCAUCCCUCUGCCUGUAAAGCAACCUUCAAUUUCAUGGGACUAUGACUGUCUGCAAUCAACUAAGGACUUCCUGGCCACCCUGGAUGAAAUAAUAAUUGAUCUUCCCCCUCCCUUAUAACAAGUGAACAAGCUAUAUUUUAAAGCUGUAUUCUGAACACGUUUCAAUUUCAUAAUAAAGAACUUGUAGUUAUAA
This is a messenger RNA of Candoia aspera, 1172 nucleotides long. It is a transcript of the gene PTTG1, whose product is annotated as PTTG1 regulator of sister chromatid separation, securin. NCBI's taxonomy places the organism in Eukaryota, Metazoa, Chordata, Lepidosauria, Squamata, Candoiidae. The transcript has 6 exons. Gene Ontology annotation, biological process: chromosome organization; homologous chromosome segregation. Gene Ontology annotation, cellular component: cytoplasm; nucleus. Bases 522 to 1097 code for a protein of 191 amino acids. The record is from RefSeq and is a predicted model, not a curated record.